AGCCGGCUACUAGAGUCAGCAGUAGUCCUGUUCUGACGUCGGGUACCGGGCAGGGUCUAGAAAGAUGUGGGUGUUUGGCUACGGGUCCCUCAUCUGGAAGGUGGACUUCCCCUACCAGGACAAGCUGGUUGGUUACAUCACAAACUACAGCCGGCGCUUCUGGCAAGGCAGCACUGACCACCGCGGGGUUCCGGGCAAGCCUGGAAGAGUUGUGACUCUUGUUGAAGAUCCUGGGGGCAGUGUAUGGGGUGUUGCUUACAAACUACCAGUAGGAAAAGAAGAGGAAGUAAAAACAUACCUUGACUUCAGAGAGAAAGGAGGCUACAGAACUACAACAGUCAUUUUUAAUCCAAAAGAUCCCACAAGAAAACCAUUCAGUGUUUUGCUCUACAUUGGAACAUGUGACAAUCCUAACUAUCUGGGUCCUGCACCUCUGGAAGACAUAGCUGAACAAAUUUUUAAUGCAUCUGGUCCAAGUGGAAGAAACACAGAAUAUCUUUUUGAACUUGCAGAUUCUAUUAGGAAACUUGUGCCAGAAGAUGCAGAUGAGCAUCUCUUCUCUUUGGAAAAAUUAGUAAAGGAACGUUUAGAAGGAAAAUAGAACCUCAGUAGCACAUAGUCACCAUCUCUUCCAAACAGGCAAAGGGGCAUUCUUACUUGAACAUCUUAGUAUUUAAUGUUGUAAUUGGAAUAUCAUCUAACUUGACUGUUUAUUACAAAUGUCCUAAAACAUAUUCAGAAGAUUUGCAUACAGAGAAAGAAAGAGUUGAAGUUAAACAAGUGACUUCCUAACUAAAUGACACAAGAACAUUUGUUCACUGGAAAUACAGGUCUCAAUUCACUUCCUGUUUUUUUUAUCAGAGUAAUCAUGGUUUAUAGUAUAUAUGCUUAAAAUAAUGUUAUUAGAAAUAUAUGGUUAUAGAUAAGAUUCCAGCACUGACUGUUAAUUCCCUUGUAAUUUCGGAUUAAAUGAAAGUCAAAUUUAGGCCAAAAGAAAUUGGGUUUGUUAAUAUAAAAUUUUCCUUAGAAUUAUAA
Molecule: messenger RNA, 1035 nt
Organism: Phodopus roborovskii (desert hamster)
Lineage: Eukaryota; Metazoa; Chordata; Mammalia; Rodentia; Cricetidae
Gene: Chac2
Product: ChaC glutathione specific gamma-glutamylcyclotransferase 2
Exons: 3
Coding region: 65-601 (178 amino acids)
Biological process (GO): glutathione catabolic process
Cellular component (GO): cytoplasm
Molecular function (GO): gamma-glutamylcyclotransferase activity; glutathione specific gamma-glutamylcyclotransferase activity
Source: RefSeq, a predicted model, not a curated record